UAAAUCGGCAGUUGUUCCUUGCACUGUGCCCCGCUUUUCACAGGAUACAGCUCCAGGUGCUGAUCUGAUCCCCAUUUGACACGAUGUGUGACGACGAGGAGACCACUGCUUUGGUGUGCGACAACGGCUCCGGGCUGGUGAAGGCCGGCUUCGCCGGUGAUGACGCACCCCGCGCCGUGUUCCCCUCUAUUGUCGGCCGUCCCCGUCACCAGGGUGUGAUGGUGGGUAUGGGCCAGAAGGACUCAUAUGUCGGCGACGAGGCCCAGAGUAAGAGGGGUAUCCUCACCCUGAAGUACCCCAUCGAGCACGGCAUCAUCACCAACUGGGACGACAUGGAGAAGAUCUGGCACCACACCUUCUACAACGAGCUGCGCGUGGCCCCCGAGGAGCACCCCACCCUGCUCACUGAGGCACCCCUGAACCCCAAGGCCAACCGCGAAAAGAUGACCCAGAUUAUGUUCGAAACCUUCAACGUCCCUGCUAUGUACGUCGCCAUCCAGGCUGUCCUUUCCCUGUACGCUUCCGGACGUACCACAGGGAUUGUGCUGGACUCUGGUGAUGGUGUGACCCACAACGUCCCCAUCUAUGAGGGCUACGCGCUCCCUCACGCCAUCAUGCGCCUGGAUCUGGCUGGUCGCGAUCUGACAGAUUACCUCAUGAAGAUCUUAACAGAACGUGGCUACUCUUUCGUUACCACCGCCGAGCGUGAGAUCGUGCGUGACAUCAAAGAAAAGUUGUGUUACGUGGCUCUUGACUUUGAAAACGAGAUGGCCACCGCGGCGUCUUCCUCAUCCCUGGAAAAGAGUUACGAGCUGCCUGACGGUCAGGUCAUCACCAUCGGCAAUGAGCGGUUCCGCUGCCCCGAGACACUUUUCCAGCCCUCCUUCAUUGGAAUGGAAUCUGCCGGGAUUCACGAAACCACCUACAACAGCAUCAUGAAGUGUGACAUUGACAUUCGCAAGGAUCUCUACGCCAACAACGUCUUGUCUGGUGGUACUACCAUGUACCCCGGUAUUGCUGACCGAAUGCAAAAGGAGAUCACCGCCUUAGCUCCAAGCACCAUGAAAAUCAAGAUCAUCGCCCCCCCUGAGCGGAAGUACUCGGUCUGGAUUGGCGGCUCUAUCCUGGCCUCCCUGUCCACAUUCCAGCAGAUGUGGAUCAGCAAACAGGAGUACGACGAGGCCGGUCCUUCCAUCGUGCACAGGAAAUGCUUCUGAGCGCAGAAAAACCCAAUUAACGCCCACCUGGUGAUGUCAGCCGCCAUCUUCUUACGGAUGUCAGGUUUCGAACGUUACUGCUGCCUUUCGUCGACCCCUCCAGCGUGACCAACACUGUGGCUUCCAAAGUCAAAAAUUCAGAAAACGUUAAUGAACCUUUGUCGAUGUACAGUUUGUUUACAAUAAAGUGCAUUUUUAUGUAGAUAUUUAUUGGUUUAUAAAUAAACAAGACCCAGUACUUUCAAAGUCCUUUGUCUCUCAGUCAUUCUGCCUACGAUC
Messenger RNA from Megalops cyprinoides (Indo-Pacific tarpon), 1496 nucleotides. It is a transcript of the gene actc2, whose product is annotated as actin, alpha, cardiac muscle 2. Gene Ontology annotation, cellular component: actin filament; sarcomere. Gene Ontology annotation, biological process: actin filament organization; heart contraction; actin-myosin filament sliding. The transcript has 7 exons. The record is from RefSeq and is a predicted model, not a curated record. Bases 84 to 1217 code for a protein of 377 amino acids. Lineage: Eukaryota; Metazoa; Chordata; Actinopteri; Elopiformes; Megalopidae. Gene Ontology annotation, molecular function: myosin binding.